AUGGAAGAAUUUCAAACAUUCCCUGUGCAUGCCCGCGCCGGAUGGACGACCCCCAUUCUAUCCUACCUCAAAGAUGGACGGUUACCACCGGAUCUUGAAGAGCCCAAGAAAAUCCAGAAACGGGCUGCCCGGUUCACGGUGCUGAAUGACGAACUUUACAAGAGAGGCUUCUCCCAACCUUACUUGAGGUGUGUUGAAGAGGAAGAAGUCAAAUAUGUUCUGGAAGAAGUGCAUGGGGGAGUUUGCAGCGAUCACAUGGGGGCAAAAUCCCUCGUCAAAAAGAUCAUGAGGGCAGACUAUUUUUUGCCCUCAAUGCAACAAGAUGCAACAAAUUUCGUCAAUAGAUGUGACAGUUGCCAAAAGUUCAGGAUCCUAAGGACGAUCAUCUCAGAUAAUGGCCGUCAGUUUGACAGUCACGGAUUUAGGUCGUUUUGCUCGAGCCUAGGCAUAAAAAACAAGUACUCAUCCCUAGAACAUCCUCAAGCCAAUGGACAAACGGAAGUAACAAACCGAACCUUGCUAAAGAUCAUCAAGGCUCAGUUAGUGGGGGCAAAGGGAGCAUGGCCCGAGGAGUUACCAAGCGUUCUAUGGGCUUACAGGACUACAACACGAACCCCAAUAGGAGAGACGCCUUUCAACCUGACUUAUGGCACAGAAGUAGUCAUCCCAGUUGAAUUGGGAAUCACCAGCCUCAAGAGGGAGUUCUUUGACGAAGAAAGCAACGACGAUCAACUAAAGCUGAACCUGGAUUGCCUGGACGAAGUCAGAGACCUAGCCUCCCAGAGGAUGACCAAGUGCUAG
Messenger RNA from Quercus robur (English oak), 801 nucleotides. RefSeq lists its product as uncharacterized. The record is from RefSeq and is a predicted model, not a curated record. Gene Ontology annotation, biological process: DNA integration. NCBI's taxonomy places the organism in Eukaryota, Viridiplantae, Streptophyta, Magnoliopsida, Fagales, Fagaceae. Gene Ontology annotation, molecular function: nucleic acid binding. The coding region runs from base 1 to 801 and encodes 266 amino acids. The transcript is spliced from 2 exons.